Molecule: messenger RNA, 1728 nt
Organism: Pelagomonas calceolata
Lineage: Eukaryota; Pelagophyceae; Pelagomonadales; Pelagomonadaceae
Source: the annotation of a GenBank genome assembly
AUGCGCGCGCGUCGAGGCGUGCUGUGGUGCUCCGCCGCGGCCCUGGGCGCGGCGGCGAGCGAUGCGACGCUCUGGACCGUAUCUACACGAGGCUUCGAGACGACCUGCAAAGCACCGGAACUCGACGCCGCCCUCGCGCGGGCCGCCUCUGUAAAAGCCACGCUCACGGCGACGGCGCCGGCUCACAUCACGACGGGCGCCGACUGGUACGCGGCGUCGGGCGCGGCGGAGGCUGUGGAUCGAUUUUUGACGACGCGUUUGGAGUAUGUGAUAGCCAGAGAACCCUUUGAUGGCGGCAAUGUCGUGGAGCUGCGCUACGAUAGUAGAGAGGUGCAGCUCGCGCAGUUGUGGCGGCGGCACCAGUUCGAGCGCGCGGACGCUUGUAAAAAGGUCGUCACGCUGGGCCAGCUGGCCACGCUCGGCGCCACAUUAAACAAGUACGACCACGUCGGCAUGGACACGCUGAGGCGGGGGUUUUCCGUGCAGCACCCUUUGUCAACAAAGGGCUGGUACAUGGCCGACCACGACGCGAACUUUUGUGGGGCGGCGCGCGGCCGCUGGGAGUGCUUCUUUUUACCUUGGAAUAAUUGCGGGACCCAUGGGAAAGUCGAGGCGGCUCUGCAGGGUCCCACGUCCGCCGCAGCCUCAAAACUGCUGGGGAGCUCGUCGGCGUUUUCUGGAAGGGCCCUGGUGGCCGUCGAGGAGAACGAUGCGGAAGUGUUCCUCUGCGACCGCAAGGAGCCGUCCCACGCGAAGUGUCCGCCCCACACGAACGCCCACGGGAGCUCCUCGAAGCUCGUCUUCCCCGGGGGCGCCGGCGAGCACUGGGAUUCCGAUAGACGGCUGGCGCUGCUGCACAAAGCGCUGUGGCACCGGCCCGCGUUUCGGUUGAGACGGGCCAUCGCUCUCGAGAAGCGGCCCUUUGCGGAUGAUACGUCGUUAGUAGACGCGCAGUCGACGGGGAAGUGUGCGUUCGUGUAUAUGCGCCACGGGGACAAGCUGUACGACCGGUGGGUCCGCACGCACAAGACGCGGAGCUUCGUCGUGGACUUCCAUCGGUACGCGGCGGAGGCCGUGGCGUUAUUGGAAGGUCUGUUCCACACGGGGGGACCCUACCAGCUCCUCGCGUUGAGUGACGACGGCGACGUGCGCGAGGACGCGCAAAACCUGGGCCCCUCCGUCAAGGCGCGCGUCGCGCCGGCCACGGGCAUCGUUUCUGCGCAUUGCCGACGGGAGGGUAUGGACAAUUUACUAAAGCCGGUCCCGCGCAACGUGAGCUGCUCGUCGAAAUCGGGCGAGCGCCUCUCGGGGCAUUUUAGAAGAGGCCCGCGGGAACUCGCUAGAAUCUACGCGUCGUUGGAACUCUCCGCACCAUGCGACGCCGUCGUGCACAACUACGAGUCCAGCUUCGUGCGCGUUUUAUAUAGAGACGCCUGCGCGCGGCGCGCCGGCAAGUGCCCCUACACGUUCAGCUUCGGCAACGCGCGGUCGCCCAUGGACGAAAAGGCCGACGAGAGGCUGGGCCGCACCUGCACGCAGCCGCCGACGCCCGAGGCCGUCCGCAAGGAGUUCAGCUUCGCGGCGCGGAGCUGCGUGCCGCCGGCGCCGGUGCUGCCGGGGAUCAGCUACUGGGGCGACGCGGCGGCGGCGUUCUUCGGGCGGAUGGAAAGGGAGGCUUCGUCGGAGCCGGUUGCCGCGACGGACAAGGUUGCGCGAGGGGGUUCUUAG